Molecule: messenger RNA, 1277 nt
Organism: Chinchilla lanigera (long-tailed chinchilla)
Lineage: Eukaryota; Metazoa; Chordata; Mammalia; Rodentia; Chinchillidae
Product: 3-alpha-hydroxysteroid sulfotransferase-like
Exons: 6
Coding region: 74-937 (287 amino acids)
Biological process (GO): sulfation
Cellular component (GO): cytoplasm
Molecular function (GO): sulfotransferase activity
Source: RefSeq, a predicted model, not a curated record
AAAACACAAAGUCUUACCGUCUAGCAGACGCUUCAGCUGCAACCCUAGCACAAGGCACAAAGAACUCACCAUCAUGUCAGACAGCUAUGUGUGGUUUGAAGGGAUACGUUUCCCUGGGUCAGGUUUCGAUCCUGAAGUAUUUAGAGAAGUACGGGACAAGUUUGUGGUGAAGAAUGAAGAUACGAUAACAGUGACUUAUCCGAAAUCAGGAACGAACUGGUUAGUUGAGAUUGUCUGCCUGAUUCAUUCUAAUGGGGAUCCCAAGUGGGUCCAAUCAGUGCCCACCUGGAACCGUUCACCUUGGGUGGAGACUAUACCUGGCUAUGAGUUCUUGAAGGAUCAGGAGGGCCCACGCAUCUACACAUCCCACCUGCCCAUCCAUCUCUUUCCCCAGUCCUUCUUCAGUUCCAAGGCCAAGGUGAUUUAUGGCAUUAGGAAUCCCAGAGAUGUUCUUGUGUCUGGUUAUUUUUUCUGGAGAGAAACGAACAUUUUCAAGAUACCAGAGACGCUGAAGGAAUUUAUGGAAUUGUUCCUCCAAGGACAUGUGGCUUAUGGGUCGUGGUUUGAGCACAUUCGUGGCUGGCUGUCCAUGAGAGAGAGGGAAAAUGUCCUGGUGGUGAGUUACGAAGAACUGAAGAAGGACACAAGAGUCACUGUAGAGAAGAUCUGUGAAUUCUUGGGAAAGAAGUUAAAACCAGAAGAAAUAGAUUUAGUCCUCAAGUAUAGCUCCUUUCAAUUCAUGAAAGAAAACAAGAUGUCCAAUUUCACCAUGUUACCUGAUAGUUAUGUGAAUGAGAAUUUCUCAUUUAUAAGGAAAGGAGUCACUGGGGACUGGAAGAAUCACUUCACUGUAGCCCAAGCUGAAGCAUUUGAUAAAAUAUAUCAGGAGAAGAUGGCAGGAUAUCCUCCAAAGCUGUUUCCUUGGGAAGAAUGUUGAAAAUUUCUACAUGUUCUAUGGAUACUGAUAUCUGUUCUCCUCACCUUAUACUUUUGCAUGCUUGGGAGGUUGUAGCAUAAAACCUGUGAUUUCCUUGUGAAAUCUUGUGUUUUCAAAUCUUUUAUUUUUCAUGGCCUGCUUGUCACAAAUUAAGUGUUUACCCAUAUUCACUUCAUAGUAUCUACACAUUAGAAAUUCUUCAUAAUGUUCAUAUAUGUACCACACUACUGUAAAAAUUUAAGAAUUACUUUAAAUUGUGUCAAGUUGUUUCUUUAUUUUAAAGAGAAAAAAUAGAAAUAAAAAUAAAACAGUGUUUCAGAAGAGGUUAAUAGAUGAGGAA